CCUUGUCAAUUCGUGAUCUUUGUGAAACUAUAGUAGAAAGAUUAAAAAUUAAUUAUGGCGAUCCUUUACUUUCUGAUAUUAAUAUUCCAUCCAAUGAAUGGAUUCGUCUUCAAUUUUGCCCUACGAAUGCUACCACAAUGUGGGCUGCAUAUUAUACUAAUGAUAAGUAUAAAGUUCUUAUCGGGGAAGAUGUUGCAGUUUUUACAGGUAUACGAAAUCGACAUUCAAUAGUUAGACAAGAAA
This is a messenger RNA of Racocetra persica, 243 nucleotides long. The record is from the annotation of a GenBank genome assembly. NCBI's taxonomy places the organism in Eukaryota, Fungi, Glomeromycota, Glomeromycetes, Diversisporales, Gigasporaceae.